UGUGGCCUCACAGCUAUAUCAUUAAUUCGGCGAUAAUUUUAGUCCCGCCCAGAGUCCCGGAUUUUUUUAUCCGCCACUAUUCAUUCCCAUUUUAUCCUCAUAAACUGCAUGUCAAAAGACCUAUACACCCCUGCACAUCCACUUAAUUACCGAUUCCCACCAAUUAAUGUGUGCUGGACCAAAUCUUGCCCUAACCUAACAAAAUCGAUCUUGCAGAAGGAGAGGUGGAGGUCUUCGUCAUUCCGCCGCCAAGGCUCGGGGGAGAAGAAUGAAUUCGAUUUUGUACAUAAGGUAAGUCUUGCUAAGAAACGAAGGAAAGGAUAUGGAGGAGCAAUUUAUACUGAGAGUGCCCCCAGCAGUUGCUGAGAGAAUAGAGCGUCUGUUGAACGAUUCUUCUUCUUCUGAAGACAAAUCCUUGGACUUGUCAUUUUCUGAUGAUGGAAGGACUGGCAAAUUCGUAAUCGGGAAUGACAGUUUCUCCGCAUCCCUCUUGGAUCUUCCCACUGUUGUAGAGUCUUACAAAACAUAUGACGACAAUGUGUUGAUCAAAACUGCAGAUAUUGGCCAGAUGAUAAUGGUGAGAGAGGAGGGUGACAGUGCAGAAACAGGGGAGUACAGGCAUGGGCUUACUCCACCAAUGAGGGAUGCUCGAAGGCGAAGAUUUAGGCGGGAGCCUGACUUAAAUCCGGAGCUUGUCCGUCGUGUCGAGAAAGAUUUGCAAAACAUCAUGGCUGAAGAGUUUGAUGCCACUAAUACUGGUAAGAAUGUGGUUUCAACAUCUUCAGCAAAGCCAGAUGUGCCUGAAACUGGAAUGGUAGGUGGGGAGCCUGACCCUGAUGGGAGUGAUUCAGAUGAGACUGAUGACUCUAUGUGA
Messenger RNA from Striga asiatica, 874 nucleotides. Lineage: Eukaryota; Viridiplantae; Streptophyta; Magnoliopsida; Lamiales; Orobanchaceae. The record is from the annotation of a GenBank genome assembly.